GGCAGCAAUUGAGUAUUUGAACAGAGUGAGAAGUCGGGCGACUGGCUGUGAUUGGAAUCAAUGUUCACGUGAUAUUACCGACGAGCAAGACGGGGUUACUGCUACAUGUAGAAUGUAUGUUCAUUAUGAAGCGCCUUGAUUGCUAAAUAAAAGUUCAUAUUUUUGGUUUGUUAUCAUGUACUUUUCCUCCCCCCCUCCUUAUUUGCUUGCAGCUGUUGAGAACUAAUUCGCUGCGCAGUAAUACCUCCAGUCAUUAUGAAAAUAAUCAAAGCGCAGAGGAUUUCAUCAGUAAAAUGAUCUCGCAAGGAAAUAAAGGCAACUGGAAGGACGUCGAGAUGGAGUUGCCAGAGUUGCGAGAGCGGAUCGCCAAAACUCCCUCCCUUUUCCUGCACGAGCUGAAGAGGAGGAAUGUGGUUACAGAAGAGGAGUACUGGAGGGCAUUUACAAUUCCCGACGCCGCCAAGCGCGUGGACUCAAUCCUGUUGCCCGUCAUGAGACGAGGUGGCGGCAAACACCGAAAGCUGCUGGAGGCACUCGAACAACAGCGGAGCAGGGAACGGCAUUUCCUGGACAUGCUGAGGACGAGCCAUUUGUGCUCGCCCACUCUGAACCCCAACUCGGCACAUCGACAUCUUCAAAUUUCUGCCGAUCUCAGCACAGUGACGUGGAAAAAGGAAGAGCAGCCUUACUCUGAUCAUGCAGAGAGGUGUGAGAGGUGGCCAAUAGUCCUCUGCUUUGAUAACUUCUCGUCGGGUGACCACUACUGGGAAGUGGACGUGAGAGCCUCUAAAAAUUGUUCUAUAGGCGUCGCACGUGAGUCGAUUCCGAGGAAUUGUCACGAAAAGUCUGGCAGGCUGGGCUGGAACGAGUCCUCUUGGGCGUUCGUUCAAUGGGAUUUUAAUUUCAAAGCAGCACAUGACAAACAACGCAAAACCAUUACAGAUGUUCAGCUUUUGCAGAGAGUCGGCGUUCGCUUGGACUUUAACGCAGGAAAACUUUCGUUUUACAACGCCAUCACCAUGGAGCUGUUGCACUCAUUUGAUGACAUUCCAAGUGAGCCGCUCUGUCCGGCUAUGCAGGUGAAGUCGGGCUCAGUCUCGAUUUACGAAGCUCAAUCAUUGAAGAACCUGACUGUGGAUGAGAGCAGAGAAGACAUUCAGAUUUGUGAUCACUUUUCAAACAGCGGAGACCAUCGCACAAACAACACCGAUGAAGAGAAGGGUGAGAGGAAAGAUGCAUUGCUCAGAACGAGGAGGGAGGAACCUCCGGUGACACGAGAGUUGAUGGGUACGAUCCCUGCAAUGCUACACCACGAGUUGCUCGUCCAGGGUCUCAUCACACAAUCCGAGCUCUCAGAAGUAUAUUCGAUACCCCGCGCGUCAGCACGAGCUGACUUCAUCAUAAGCCGUCUCAAUCGCAAGCAGAAAGAGAGCCCGCAACUCAAAGGGAUUCUGUGUGAACAUUGUGAAAAGCAAGAGGCAUUCCUGAAAAUGAGGAGCGAAUCGUGUACUUGCUCGCCGACUCUGAACCCAAACACGGCACAUCGGAACCUCCAGAUUUCUGCCGACUUUAAAACCGUCAGGACCUCCACACGCGCCCAACAUUACCCUGACAACUCAGACCGGUUCGACCACUACCGAGUGGUCAUUUGCUCUGACAAAUUCUCAUCGGGUCGCCACUACUGGGAGGUGGACGUGAGAAGUUCUGAGAAAUUCGUCAUCGGUGUCACGUAUGACGCGAUACCACGGAAAGGUGAUGACAAAGCCUGUAAAAUUGGGUGCAAUGAAGUUUCGUGGAGCCUGAGGAAAUUGGACGACUACACGGCGGUACAUAACAAGACGGAAACAAAACUGUCGGUGCGAGAUGCUCCCAAAAGAGUCGGGGUUCACCUGGACUGGGAGGCGGGCGUCUUGUCAUUCUACAGCGCCGACUCCAUGUCGCUGCUGCAUCGAUUUCACGGACAAUUUGAUCGAGAGCUGUACCCUGCAAUGGCCGUGCUGUGCGAAAGUCUCGCAAUAUGCCCGUUGCCGUACUCAGACUCUCGUCGUUAGAGAUGAGAGGCUCCUAUUAGAGCGGUCUCCCAUGCGACCCCUGUAUGUAUGUAUGUAGAGUAACUCCCUGGCCAACCGCGUGGGUUCAGGUUCCUGAAAACCCUCGGGGUUGGUAAAGUUACAGGGGGCCUAUGGGUUGUAGGGGGUUAAGGGAAACACGGGUGUGGUCAGACUCGCCACAGCUUAACUAAGUUGUCUGUUUAUUCACUAAACUAUGUUUCUGUGUAUGGUACAUUACACAGUAACAUGAUAAAACGUAAUUGAACGUAACAUUAACUUUACAUACCUUUAAUAUUAACGAUGAUUAGAGUUAAAAGUAUUAACGACGAUGUCAAUAAGAUGAUGGGGGGAGGGCUGGUUAGAAGGAGGAGGGGCUCAGCCCAGCCACGCCCCCUUCCUCCAGACCACAGACACAACUCACUCUCACCACUCGAUGCACGCUUGGUCCAUGACUAACGGCAACAUUAAUGUGCACCAUGGAGUACUGUACAACAAAACAGGCGGCCAGCUGAUCACUUGAGCAUCGCAACGGCACCACGGCAUUUGUAUUAAAUUCCGUUGUUCACAGAGCCAAGGCCAUAGUCAUGUAGUGAACAUUG
Molecule: messenger RNA, 2650 nt
Organism: Petromyzon marinus (sea lamprey)
Lineage: Eukaryota; Metazoa; Chordata; Hyperoartia; Petromyzontiformes; Petromyzontidae
Source: RefSeq, a predicted model, not a curated record